Achroia grisella is the source of this 780-nucleotide messenger RNA. RefSeq lists its product as uncharacterized. NCBI's taxonomy places the organism in Eukaryota, Metazoa, Arthropoda, Insecta, Lepidoptera, Pyralidae. The transcript is spliced from 5 exons. Gene Ontology annotation, cellular component: myosin II complex. Bases 79 to 624 code for a protein of 181 amino acids. The record is from RefSeq and is a predicted model, not a curated record. Gene Ontology annotation, molecular function: calcium ion binding.
UAGCUAGUAUAAGAUUAGCUCUUUUCAAAAAUUUUAUAAUUUCUUCGCUACUUUUAAAUAGACUUACCUAAAAAUAUAAUGAACCCUGAAGAAAGUUUUGGUGAAAUAGAAAUUAAUACAGAGGCUGAACAAGAAACGAUAGAGAAAACUGUUCUGCCUAGAUUAGUGCUUACUCGAGAACAGGAAAAUGAUUUGCGACGUGCAUUCAAUCUUCUGGAUUAUUCCGGGGAAGGAAAAAUAAAAUCAGCUGAUUUUCGUGUUGCCAUCAAAGCUUUAGGAUACGAACCCACGAAAGAAGAACUUCAACACAUGAUUAAUGCUGUAGACAAAGGUGACACGGGAAAGCUCAGUUUUGAGAACUUUCAAACUGCUAUCAUGAGAAAGGUCAUGUCCCAAGACAGUGAUGGGGAUAUUAUGAAAAGUUUUCGUCUGUUUGAUACAGACGAUACUGGUUUUAUAAGUUUUGAGAAUAUAAAACAUGUGACGCAUAUACUCGGAACGUAUUUAACAGAUGAAGAAAUCGAAGAAAUGAUAGACGAUGCUGAUAAAGACUUCGAUGGCUUCAUUUCAGUGGAAGAAUUUAUGAAAAUGAUUAAGAACAGUGUUCAUAUUGUGACUCCAUAGAUUUUGAUUUUAUUAUCAGUUUCCUAGACGGCUAUAAAUCUACUACAUUCAAUUCUUAUUUUAGUUAUGGCAAUUUCUAAAGCAUUGUGGGUCUUUUAUGAUGCAACUUUAUAUUGUUAAAAUAAUUACGUUGUUAAUUAAUAAUUUGUUUCCUGA